Trichogramma pretiosum is the source of this 946-nucleotide messenger RNA. RefSeq names its product baculoviral IAP repeat-containing protein 5 (gene Det). Bases 302 to 757 code for a protein of 151 amino acids. Lineage: Eukaryota; Metazoa; Arthropoda; Insecta; Hymenoptera; Trichogrammatidae. The transcript has 4 exons. The record is from RefSeq and is a predicted model, not a curated record.
ACCGGAAACAUUAUUUACUCGAAAAAAAAUGAUUUUAUCCAAUACGCAAUGCAACCGUGAAACGUCUCAGACGCAUGAUGUUGAAAUUUCAUCGAAAAAGUCGUUGCAGCUGCGUGACGUCGACUGACUAGAGCAGUUUUGGCGGCAGCGGCAUGUGACAGUUGCAAGUUGUUGCUCUCGUUCAAAAAUACGACUUGUGCAGGGUCGCGCGAAAACGCUUACAAACGAGCCUCCUGCUUACAGCACUUUUUCUAUUUAUUUAUUACAUUUUUUAUCUUGACUCGUCCCGUUCGUCGUCACAAUGACCGAAGAAUUGGAUCUGGCUGCUAUUUUCAAAACUUUAAAUCCUCUAUUUUGGAAGAAGGCUCGAUUAGAAACCUUCAAACACUGGCCUUUUGGCAAUGAGCAUCAGUGCAAUCCUGAUAGUAUGGCUGCGGCUGGCUUCUUCGCCGUUGGCGGUGAAGAUGAACCAGAUCUAGCAGAGUGCUUCAUGUGCAGAAAGCAGCUUGAUGGCUGGGAGGCUGAGGAUGAUCCUUGGCAAGAACACCAGAAGCAUCAGUCAAACUGCUCAUUUGUGCAAAUGAACAAAAAAGAUGAAGGGCUGUUGACAGUGAAAGAAUUGUUUCAGCUAAUGCAAGAAUAUCAUAGUGGUAGAUUGUUGCUUGAAUUUGACAAAGCUGCAGAAAGUAUGAGAAAAGUUUGGCAAGAUGCAUCAAAGGAGAUUCCAGACAUAUUCGAAAAACUAUCAAACCAUUAGAUCAUAAGUUGUACUCCUAUAUUCAAGAUGUAUUUACGUAACAUAUACAUAUAAUUUUAGAUAGUGAUUUUAAGCAUAUAGUAUUUUGUAUGUUAUUAUUUUAUACUGAUAAAGGUUUAUAGAAUGAUUUUUUAUCGCCAAUUUCCACUUUGUGUGUAAAUAUAUUGGAUUAAUACUUGCAAAGUAAAA